GUGUGUUCUCGUGCUAUUUUACUCGUGUGCACUUUUUGCCCGCACUUUCUGGCCAGUGAUAAAAACCUAUUCAGCACUACGUGUAGUAACGAUAAAAAAGGCAUUUUGUUGUUGUGCCCGGGCUGUUUUUACUUGAUAUCGCAGCAGAAGAUAUAGAGGACAAUAUGAUGAAUAAGCGUCGACGAAAUGUGAAUUACAACAACAAUGAUUUGCUGUCAAACAACAAUUACACCAUUCAGAAAUUCUGUCUGCAGCACAAAAAUUGCUCGGGAACGUCAGAGGAGUGCCUUCAGGUCGCGACGAAUGUUACGGAGCAGAAGCACCAUGUGACGCGGGAGAUUCGAGGUCAGAAUCUGGGCAUUUGUAGGGGUUUCCGCGGAUGCACUCUGUGGCUGACGGGACUGUCGGGCGCCGGCAAGACGUCCAUUGCCUUCGAGUUGGAGGCCUAUCUCGUGUCACGCGGCAUUCCCUCCUACGGUCUCGAUGGUGACAAUGUGCGAACGGGACUGAACAAAGAUCUGGGAUUCUCACAGGCUGACCGCGAGGAGAACAUUCGUCGUGUGGCUGAAGUGGCGAAGCUCUUCGCGGACAGCGGUGUUGUGGCAAUCUGCAGCUUUGUGUCGCCGUUCGCCGAUGACCGAGACAUGGCUCGGAAGAUCCACAAAGAUUCAGAUCUAAAAUUCUUCGAAGUGUUCAUCGACACGCCGCUGGCAGUGUGUGAGUCGCGCGAUGUGAAGGGACUGUACAAGAAGGCGCGCGAAGGUGCAAUUCAGGGCUUCACGGGAGUGACUCAGGCCUACGAGCCGCCCGAGACGCCAGAUCUGGUGGUGAAGACUGAAGGUCUCAGUAUUAGACAAUCCACGCAGCGGGUGAUUGAGUUGCUGGAGCGUGAGCACGUGAUUCCGCGCACACUGCGCGACAGCGAGCGCGUGCCGGAGUUGUUUCCGGUGGGCGCGAAGAAGGCAGCUUCGUGGGCGGAGGCGAACAAUCUGCCCGCACUGGCGAUCACCACAGUGGAGCUCCAGUGGCUGCAGAUCCUCUCUGAAGGCUGGGCCAGUCCGCUCAAGGGAUUCAUGCGCGAGAAGGAGUACCUGCAGACGCUCCACUUCAACUGUGUCCUGAACAAUGGCGAGACGGCGCGCAGCAAUCAGUCGGUGCCCAUUGUGCUGUCCAUGAAUGACUUGGACAGGGAGCGCCUAGAUGGAGUGAGUGCUAUCACGCUGUGCUAUGACAGCAAACCCGUGGCCAUUCUGCGAUGUCCGGAGUUCUACUACCAAAGAAAGGAGGAGCGGUGUAGUCGUCAAUUCGGCACAAACAACCCCAAUCAUCCCUACAUUAGGAUCAUCCAAGAGUCUGGGCCGCACCUCGUGGGCGGCGAGGUGGAGGUGCUGGAGAGAAUCCGCUGGAAUGACGGACUGGACCAGUAUCGCCUGACGCCCAAUGAGCUGCGACAGAAGUUCAGCGAGAUGAAGGCGGACGCUGUGUUUGCCUUCCAGCUGCGCAAUCCCAUUCACAAUGGACACGCGCUGCUCAUGCAGGACUGCCGGCGUCAGUUGCUGGAACGCGGCUUCAAGAAUCCCGUGCUGCUGCUCCAUCCGCUAGGCGGCUGGACUAAGGACGACGAUGUGCCGCUGCCCGUGCGAAUGGCACAACACCAGGCGGUGCUGGACGCCGGCGUGCUGUCCAGGGAGCACACGGUGCUGGCCAUCUUCCCCUCGCCAAUGAUGUACGCCGGACCGACGGAGGUGCAGUGGCACGCGAAGGCGCGCAUGAAUGCCGGCGCCACGUUCUACAUCGUGGGCCGAGAUCCCGCGGGAAUGCCCCAUCCCGACGCCGACAUGUAUCCAGACAAGAACCUGUACGACGGCACACACGGAGCGCGCGUGCUGAAGAUGGCACCGGGUCUCAAUCAGAUCGAGAUUCUGCCCUUCAAGGUGGCGGCGUACGAUAAAGUGGCACAAAAGAUGGCCUUCUUCGAUCCAUCGCGCAAGGAGGACUUUCUCUUCAUAUCCGGCACAAUGAUGAGAGGAUUCGCGAGGAACAACGAACUUCCGCCAACGGGCUUCAUGGAGCCGAACGCAUGGAGAAUCCUAGCACAAUACUACCAAUCACUCCAGAAGAAAUGAACUUGGACAUUCUUGUAGGGUGAUAGAUGGUUAACCGUUGUAUCUUCAUCAAUGUUUCGUAUACUAUUAUACAUAUUUUUAUUAUUUUAUGACCGCUAAAUACAUUGUUUUUCAAUGGGGACACGAGACUUUGGCUUUUGCGGCAAUCAGAAAAAGACACUCCACUCCAUUGCCAUCGUGACUUGAAGGACGAGAUAGCGUCAGUCAAGCAACUUUAAUUAUCUUGUAUAACCAGAUUAUUUAAGCGGAUUGCCUGGUGACGAGUUAAUCUUUGACGAUAACAAUCAGUUUACCUUAGAGACUAAUAGUCCACGGACUUUAUCAAACAAUGAAAAUUUUCCCAAAUCAACCAGGACAAAAAUCAUCUCACUUUCGGAAUUCAA
Molecule: messenger RNA, 2509 nt
Organism: Phlebotomus argentipes
Lineage: Eukaryota; Metazoa; Arthropoda; Insecta; Diptera; Psychodidae
Gene: Papss
Product: bifunctional 3'-phosphoadenosine 5'-phosphosulfate synthase
Exons: 4
Coding region: 165-2126 (653 amino acids)
Biological process (GO): 3'-phosphoadenosine 5'-phosphosulfate biosynthetic process; sulfate assimilation
Molecular function (GO): sulfate adenylyltransferase (ATP) activity; ATP binding; adenylylsulfate kinase activity
Source: RefSeq, a predicted model, not a curated record